AUGUCUUUGGAAAAAGAAGCUAGGAGUCAGUUCCAGUUCAAUUUCCCCGUUCCAGAUCUGUCUCUAUUACAAGACUUGGCCACUCGUAUGGAAGAUCAUGAUGGUUUUAGGAAGAGGUAUGGAAAUAUCUUAUCUUUGAUGAAAGUGAAAGUGGAUAACAUGGCUUUGAGGGUUCUUUCACAUUUUUAUGGCCCAACAUAUCAUUGUUUCACUUUCUCUGAUUAUCAAUUAUCCCCGACUCUCGAAGAAUUCGCUUACAUUGUGGGAAUUACGAUCCGUAACAAGGUCCCUUUUAUUGGAGGAGAGGAGGUACGAAAGUCCUAUGUUAUUGGGGAAUCUCCACAUGUUCCAAAGGGCGAAGUAGAAAAUGGCCUCACCACUAAAGGAGGAAUUUCCGGUUUCCCCAUCAAGUAUUUAGUGGAAAGAGCUUCACAUUAUGCCAACAUGGGGAGUAAUGAUGUAUUUGAGGCAAUCUUGGCCUUGAUGAUUUAUGGGAUUCUACUCUUUCCAAGCUUCAAAGACUUUGUCGAUAUGGAUGCUAUUCGGGUUUUCAUGACUGGUAAUAUGGUUCCUACUCUUCUAGGAGAUGUCUAUUACUUCAUCCACUUUAGGACCGAGAAGAAAGGUGGAUGGGUCCGUUGUGGUGCACCUAUAUUGUACAAGUUUUUUAUUUCGCACUUGCUGCAGUCCACUCUCUACAACAAGGAAAUCUCAUGUGGUCAAAAAAGCUUAUGGCUCUUACUAUUAGGGAUAUACAUACUGUCAGUUUGGCUAUUCCUGGAUGAUAAGCCUAAGUCUGUUUUGGUUACUCCUGUUAUCAUUCGAGAAGGUGAAGAGAAUGUGAAUAUUAGAAGGGAUGUUGUGAAGGCUUGGUCUCAUAUUUCUCGUAAGAAAAACUCCGAGUUAGGUCCUCAAAACUGUGUGGCAAAAGAGCCUUAUACCACUUGGGUUAAAAGUUGGGCUUCCAAGUACAAAAUGCCAUACCUACCUCCACCACCUCUGGGUAGCGAGCUCGUGAAACCUGCUCAUGACUCUUUUGAGGAAUUCAAGAAGCUAAAGGAAGAGAACGCCCAAUUAGUGAAAUAUAGAGACAUUUGGGAGAACAAAUUCUACUUUGCUAAUGGGGAAUGUGUAGGUGCUUAA
Lathyrus oleraceus (garden pea) is the source of this 1143-nucleotide messenger RNA. RefSeq lists its product as uncharacterized. The transcript is spliced from 2 exons. The coding region runs from base 1 to 1143 and encodes 380 amino acids. The record is from RefSeq and is a predicted model, not a curated record. NCBI's taxonomy places the organism in Eukaryota, Viridiplantae, Streptophyta, Magnoliopsida, Fabales, Fabaceae.